GGGUUGCAGUCUGGCUUUCGUGACCUCGAACCCCCGGACUCACCGCCGCAUAGCUGCGCUCGGCCACCGAGUCGCGGAUUCCUGUUUGGAUCGUAAAGUUGCAGCUGCUCGUGCGCGGCCUCGUGAUGCCGCUGGUUCCCGCCUGGCUGUUCCCGAAUCGGUUACCAAUUGAGGUCGGGAGUCGGAUUUCCGUCUCCGGUGCAGGGCUGUCGUAGGGUUUGGUAUUCGGGUGCUCUGUCGCUCGGGUGCCCAGGUGGGGUGGAAUGAUUACAGAUUUUUGUGGCUGAGGCGAGCUCGUGUUGCUUGCUGCCAGUGCUGAUUGAGCUGCUGCUGGUGUCAUCGACGAUGUCGUCGUGUGAAGCAUUGGGUUUACGUUGUGGAUUGUGAGGGAAAGAGCUGGCGAGGACGUUGAUUUUUGUGCGGAGGCUUAAAGAGGACUUUUCUCUAUCUUUUCUUCUCCUUCUUCAUCCUUUUCUGGGAGAGGAUGGAUGGUACUUCGGGUCUGCAGAGUCUCGGCUCAGAAAGGGAGACAUGGAUUGACGAAGAGGUGGAGGCGCUGCUGGAUGUGUGGGGUGAUACUUACAUUCAUGUGAAGCGAGAGAAUUUGGGGAAGCGGCACUGGGAAACGGUGGUGCGGGAGGUGAACGCACGGCUGACGCACCAGCGAGAGCAGCCGCAGAUGAAGAACAAGAUUGACUCGCUGAAGAAGCGAUACAAGCGCGAGAAGCUGAGCAAGGGGGAGAGCGACCGGAAUUUGAUCACGUGGAAGUGGUACGACCGGUGCGACAUGUUGUGGGGUACUUCGACGCGGGAGAUGAGCAGCGUUGGCAUGGGCUUGGUGAGAGGGGCGCACCAACAUCAGCACCGUGUGGAGGCCGCCCAUGCUCAUUCGGUGGACAUAAUGCAGCACCAGGAUAGCAGCCGGUUGGUUCCAUUACAAGCCGCGAUGCAGCCUGAAGUGCAUCUGAAUGACGAUCGCCAUGGCCUGAACUUGAAGAAUGUUGCGGCGUCGAGGAUCGGCGAUUGCCAUGAGGAACAUUGUCCCCCGAAUGCCGAUCAGACUCUUCCCUCUCCGUGCUCCCAGUGCCGUGGCAAUCCUGGUGAGGGUCACGGUAGAGAGAAUGUGAAACGGAGGAAGCUAGGGGCGGGCAUCACAGCUGCGAAUCUAGCAAAGAUUGUCCAGGGCUUUGCGGAUACUUACGCCCGAGUGGAGCAGGCCAAGAUGGAGAUGAACAUGGUCAUGGAACUGCGACGGCUGGAGUUUAUGGAAAGGGUGGAGCUGAAGCGACAGGAGUGCGAGGAAAAGUACUUGGAGAGAAAGCUUAAGAUGGAGGAGCGGCGGCUGGAGCUGCAGCAGAAGUUGACGGACCGGAAGCUGGAGAUGCAGGAGAAGCACAUGGAGAGACGGGAGAGUCUGAAGUUGGAGAUAAUGCGGCUGCGGCUGCAGGUGGCGGGGCAACCGAAAAAGACACCCGUGGUGGAGCAGCAGGCGGUACAGACAUGCGAGAAGUUCAGCAGCUCCAACAUCACGACUUGCACUUGAAUUCCCGGUCGCUUCCAUGCGCGUAGAAAUCGCUCAACUCCACGAUUUCAUCGUCGACUUGUUAAUGUAUAGUACUAUCGUUGUACAGAACGGCAAUCCAACGCUUGUAGAUAGGCUCAGGUUAGGGUGCGUACUGUUCUGUCUCCCUCGCUGUCUCUUCCAGCAACAUCCCACUGGGGUCGGAGCAGAAGAAUAUUAGAACAGGGGCUCUUUACAGGCUCAAGUUCCUUUACAACAGCUUGCACAUGGUUGGUGUUGCUUGCCCACGUCCGGGAAGUGGGUGGCCUAUACAAAGAUGUUCAGGUAAAGAAUGUAGCAUUGAUCCGCUCGUAUACGGGAACAGCUCUUCUUUCACCAAUUGGGUUCAGUUUCCCUUGUGAUGUUUGGUGUCUGGCUGGCACUUCGCAUUUGAUUUGAUCACUGUCAAACACUAAUGAUCGCUUCAUGUCUGGUUCACCCAUGGAGGCUUGAGCAAUGGCUUUUGUACAUAAACAUGUUUGGAGCAUGGCUGUAUGUUAAGUGUGCAUUGCAGAUUGGAGCUACACAUGGAGCUCAGCCAUGAACCCAAGCUGCGGCGUUGGUGAUGUUUGCUGCAAGUUCUCUAAGGGGACGUGGUGUUACUGAUUCGUUGGGGUUGCACAUCUUGCCAAUAAAGAGCUUCACUUUUACGGUA
Messenger RNA from Physcomitrium patens, 2216 nucleotides. RefSeq lists its product as uncharacterized. The record is from RefSeq and is a predicted model, not a curated record. NCBI's taxonomy places the organism in Eukaryota, Viridiplantae, Streptophyta, Bryopsida, Funariales, Funariaceae.